Ambispora leptoticha is the source of this 290-nucleotide messenger RNA. The record is from the annotation of a GenBank genome assembly. NCBI's taxonomy places the organism in Eukaryota, Fungi, Glomeromycota, Glomeromycetes, Archaeosporales, Ambisporaceae.
AUAAAGAUCAGUUUGGUAUUGUAGGUAUGCAAGUAGCAGGUAAUGUAUUACACUUGAAUCUUCUCAUACGAGAUAUGGUUAAUGUAUACCGAUAUUACCAUUUACAAUCUGCCGAAAUUCCUGUACAAUUUUCAGAUGAAGCUGUUGUAACUAAAUUUAUAGAAACUUUGUUACUUCUACGUAAUAUAGUAAUUACUAACUUAUCUUUAUUAUACCACGCACUCAUUGCCACAUCGCAAAGACAAAUGGAAGGUAGUACUACAGUUUCCACUCCACGAGAUGACUACUAG